Molecule: messenger RNA, 621 nt
Organism: Spinacia oleracea (spinach)
Lineage: Eukaryota; Viridiplantae; Streptophyta; Magnoliopsida; Caryophyllales; Amaranthaceae
Exons: 2
Coding region: 1-621 (206 amino acids)
Source: RefSeq, a predicted model, not a curated record
AUGGGUGAGGAGUGGUCUAUGGUGUUCUCUAUAACAUGUUGGUGGUUAUGGAGGUGGAGGAAUGCUAGGAGUUUUGACUCCAAUCCUAACAUCCCAAUCGACCAACUUAGUUUCAUCUUUGCUAGAGUAGGAACGGUGAAGAAGGCAUUUGAGCGUAGUUUGGGUGUGGUGGAUAAACCGGCUACGAGGAGAAGGGAGGUCUUUAUUAGGCGGAAACAUCCAGGUGAAGGGUGGGUUAAACUAAAUACGGAUGGGGCAGCUAAGGGCAAUCCGGGAGCAGCAGGGCAAUCUAGUCGCAAUUAUCGUAACGGAGGGGGAAGUGGGGGGUGGGCAACGACGCCGGUGAGGAAGGGGGAGUGGGGUUUGGUGGCGGCGGUAGUGGGGAGCAAUGAGGAAGGUGGGGGAAGUGCAGGGAAGGGAAACACGGGUUUGGUGGUGGCGGCGGCAGUGGGGAGCAAUGAGGAAGAUGGGGGAAGUGCGGGGGAGGGAAACGUCAUCGGUGAGGAAGGGGGAGUGGGGUUUGGUGGUGGCGGCAUGGCGGCGGUGGGGUUUGGUGGUGGUGGCGUUCUCUCUCCUCUAAUUCGUUGGUGCUGCGAGGAUGAAGGUCAUGUGGUUGCUUAA